Molecule: messenger RNA, 1170 nt
Organism: Galendromus occidentalis (western predatory mite)
Lineage: Eukaryota; Metazoa; Arthropoda; Arachnida; Mesostigmata; Phytoseiidae
Product: tubulin alpha-3 chain
Exons: 4
Coding region: 114-1043 (309 amino acids)
Biological process (GO): microtubule-based process
Cellular component (GO): microtubule
Molecular function (GO): GTP binding; structural constituent of cytoskeleton
Source: RefSeq, a predicted model, not a curated record
GAGAACCCGGCAAUGGAAGCCACGCUCGUUUGAACUUGUGCUCGUAGCACGUCGGUUCAACGUAAUUUCAAGUUUUCUCCAUAGCUGACGGAAACCGCCUCCAAAAAUUCAACAUGCGUGAAUGCAUCUCUGUCCACGUCGGUCAGGCCGGAGUCCAGAUCGGAAAUGCCUGCUGGGAGCUGUACUGCCUCGAGCACGGUAUUCAACCCGACGGUCAGAUGCCCUCUGAUAAAAACGUAGGAGGCAGCGAUGACUCCUUUAACACCUUUUUCAUGGAGACCGGCGCUGGCAAGCACGUACCCCGUGCCGUGUAUGUCGAUCUCGAACCAACCGUUGUCGAUGAAGUCCGCACCGGAGCCUACAGGCAACUCUUCCACCCCGAGCAACUGAUCACCGGAAAGGAAGAUGCCGCUAAUAAUUACGCUCGUGGACACUACACUAUCGGAAAGGAACUCAUUGAUCUCGUACUGGACCGUGUCCGUAAGCUGGCUGACCAAUGUACCGGUCUCCAGGGCUUCUUGAUCUUCCACUCGUUCGGAGGAGGAACCGGAUCCGGAUUCACUUCUCUGCUCAUGGAGCGUCUCUCAGUUGACUACGGCAAGAAGUCGAAGCUCGAGUUCGCCGUUUACCCCGCUCCCCAGGUUUCCACCGCCGUGGUCGAGCCUUACAACUCGAUCCUGACCACCCACACCACCCUUGAGCAUUCGGACUUUGUGGAUUCGGUGCCCGACUGGUUCAAGGUCGGUAUCAACUACCAGCCGCCGACCGUCGUGCCCGGUGGUGACACCGCCAAGGUGCCCCGUGCCGUGUGCAUGUUGUCCAACACCACUGCGAUUGCCGAGGCUUGGGCCCGUCUGGAUCAUAAGUUCGAUCUGAUGUACGCCAAGAGAGCCUUCGUCCACUGGUACGUCGGAGAAGGCAUGGAAGAAGGUGAAUUCUCUGAAGCUCGUGAAGAUCUUGCCGCCCUCGAGAAGGACUACGAAGAGGUCGGAAUCGACUCUCAGGAUGGAGGAGCCGAGGACGACGGUGGAGAUGAGUUCUAAGCCGCUGCCUUCUCUGUUCAGAGUCAGAAAGCGAGCAUUAAUCAGUAUCCGCGAGGUCGUCCGAAGUACCGGGCGAUUCUUGAAAUAAAUUAUAAACCGAUUCGACAUGAUCAGGCCAGCUUCCGCA